Molecule: messenger RNA, 757 nt
Organism: Tripterygium wilfordii
Lineage: Eukaryota; Viridiplantae; Streptophyta; Magnoliopsida; Celastrales; Celastraceae
Product: protein LURP-one-related 11-like
Exons: 2
Coding region: 61-705 (214 amino acids)
Source: RefSeq, a predicted model, not a curated record
UGCAAUUGGGAAUUGCAUAUUUAGAAGGGUGGAGAGGGUGUUUUGGACUUAAUUGGUUGAAUGGCAAUGGCAAAAGUUCAUCCUCAACUACUAUUUCCUUCUUCUUCUUCUUCUUCCACAAGCUACCACACAUCCAAACAAGAAACAUUUACAGUAUGGUUGAAGUCUCUGGUGCUGAAUGGCAAAGGCUGCACUGUUUUUGAUUCAAAUGGUAGAAUCGUAUAUCGCGUCGACAACUACAAUUGCAAGGCUAGCGAUGAAAUCUUUCUCAUGGAUCUAAAAGGCAAAGUUUUGUUCACCAUAUUAAGAAAGCAAUGGAAACUGUUGGGAUUCUGGGAGGGCUACCGGCCAUCGAUGAGCGGCGGCGGCGGAGAGGCUAGCAAGAGCAAGAAAAGGCCUGGUUUUCAAGUCAGAAAAACCUUGGUGGGUAUGUUUGGUGGAGGGGACUCAACAUGUAAGGUUACAGCAGAAGGAUUGGACAAGAAUCAACAGUCUCAUGACUUUAAGAUCCAAAGCUGGAGCAACAAUUCCAUAUGCAAGAUUGUGGACAAGUCAGGGGAUCUCAUUGCAGAGGUAAGAAGAAAGCAAUUGAGCUGUGGAAUUGUACUGGGUGAAGAUGUUUUGACAAUGGUGGUACAACCCCAUGUUGAUCACUCUCUCAUCAUGGCCAUUGUUAUUGUCUACAUGCAUGCUCUCAUGAAUUAAUGUAUUGAUUUCUUGUUUGUAUCAUGGGAAGCAAUAAAAUAUCUUGUUGCAU